CCCCCAAGCUUGGUUGCCGCCUACAAUCUCACCCAGCCAGGUGACAGUUGACGAACGACACCACCACUUUCAAGAUAACUCAGCAUCAUUCCACAGCAACAAUUCUAAAGGAAUUCUUUUUGUCCAUAAUCAGCAAAAAAAGACUUUAAUUUCCCGCUUCCGGCGCGAGGACAUCGAUGACACGAGUUUGUGACGUUGACCAGCACGCACAAGUCACAAGAAGACAACAGAAGUGCGACGUCGACGGAAGAUCGACUCUCCUUUUAAUUUUUGGUUGCCCGGUAAAGAACGGACAGUCUCGGUCAACAUGUCGGAGUCCACCGGAGAGGCAAAGCAGGCGAGCAAAGAGGUGAAAGAAAGCGAAAAUGUCGCAGAGAAAUAUUCCGCCUUGACGGUGAGCAAGAACACUGAAAUGAACAUGGAAGAGCUGUCGUCCGCCUUCAGCGCGGUGCCCACUCACAAGCCCGUUAAAAAGCAAAUCCAGUUUGUUGAGGACAAGCAGGAGUUCAGCAGGUUUCCCACCAAAGCAGGCCGCCGUUCGCUGUCCCGCUCCAUCUCUCAGUCGUCUACAGACAGCUACAGCUCCGCCGCAUCCUACACCGACAGCUCAGACGAUGAGACCUCCCCGCGGGACAAAACACAGGUCAACUCCAAGGGCAGCGGGGACUUCUGUGUCAAGAACAUUAAGCAAGCAGAGUUUGGCAGACGUGAAAUAGAGAUAGCGGAACAAGACAUGUCAGCACUGCUCGCUCUCAGGAAGAGAGCACAGAGUGAGAAACCGUUGGCAGGUGCCAAAAUAGUGGGCUGCACACACAUCACUGCACAGACUGCUGUGCUGAUUGAGACUCUGGUGGCUCUCGGUGCACAGUGCCGCUGGACUGCCUGCAACAUCUACUCCACGCAGAAUGAAGUAGCUGCUGCCCUGUCAGAGAUCGGUGUGGCUGUGUUUGCCUGGAAGGGCGAAUCUGAGGACGACUUCUGGUGGUGUAUUGACCGCUGUGUCAACAAUGAAGGAUGGCAGCCUAACAUGAUUCUGGAUGAUGGAGGUGACCUGACGCACUGGAUGUACAAGAAAUACCCAAAUGUAUUCAAGAAGAUCCGAGGCAUCGUAGAAGAGAGCGUCACUGGGGUUCACAGGUUGUACCAGCUCUCCAAGGCAGGGAAACUGUGUGUGCCAGCCAUGAAUGUAAACGAUUCUGUCACAAAGCAAAAGUUUGAUAACCUUUACUGCUGCAGAGAGUCCAUCUUGGACGGCUUGAAGAGAACCACAGAUGUCAUGUUUGGAGGCAAACAAGUAGUUGUGUGCGGCUAUGGUGAGGUUGGGAAAGGUUGUUGUGCCGCAUUGAAAGCUCUUGGAGCCAUCGUCUACAUUACUGAGAUUGACCCCAUUUGUGCUCUACAAGCUUGCAUGGAUGGCUUCAGGGUGGUCAAGUUGAACGAGGUCAUUCGCCAGGUUGACAUCAUCAUCACGUGCACUGGAAACAAAAAUGUGGUGACCAGAGACCAGCUGGACCGCAUGAAAAACGGCUCCAUUGUUUGCAACAUGGGCCACUCCAACACGGAGAUUGAUGUGGCAAGCCUUCGCACGCCCGAGCUGACUUGGGAGAGAGUGCGCUCUCAAGUGGAUCAUGUCAUUUGGCCUGAUGGCAAGAGAGUCAUCCUGCUGGCAGAGGGACGUCUCCUUAACCUCAGCUGUUCCACUGUUCCUACCUUUGUCUUGUCCAUCACAGCCACCACUCAGGCCCUGGCUAUGAUUGAGUUGUACAACGCUCCAGAGGGACGAUACAAGCAGGAUGUUUACCUGCUGCCCAAGAAGAUGGAUGAAUACGUGGCCAGCCUACAUCUGGCAACCUUUGAUGCUCACCUGACGGAGCUCUCAGAUGAGCAGGCGAAAUAUUUGGGCCUUAAUAAGAACGGUCCUUUUAAACCCAACUACUACAGGUAUUAGUCUGCAAUAAGCCACCCCAACGUGUUGAGGGUCGCCAGGCGCAUUGCCUACUUCCUGUUGUUCACCUGAAGACGCAGUGUGUGUUCUUAUUUGUCACAUCAAAUGCAUUUCUCACCGUCUCUUCUCCUUGUUGGAGCCACAUUAGUGCACUAUGCUGUAUAGUGCAUGCAUGUCAACCCGAUAUUGGCGCAUCUGCAUCAAUAAUAUUUAACAUUUUUAGAAUGAUGUGCCAAAUAACUAUAAGAAAAGAUGAAUAAGGAAGUGAUUUUAAAAAAUUGUAUAUUUUAUGUGUGGAAAAAAGACUAGUACUACCUCUCUGGGUUGGGAAGCCAACUCUCGAGAAGUGACUGAUGCCUUUUGAUUUGUUGUUGAGCUCUCAAGCGAUUGGUUUAUUAAGACAUUUUAAAGCAAUGCACUGGCAUUUUGAAGUAAUUUAUUACAUGAUUUAAAUCUAUAUAUUUUAUUUGCUGGCCCUGUAAACUGAAUACAUUCCAAUGACAAGCUAUAGAGAGCUCUUUAGUGUUCCACUUGUCUGUGCUAACACUGCAUAUAGGUGUAGCGCUACAGUAAUAUUAGGAAAAUAAUGACUUUGUUUCUGGAAAAAUAGGGAUAAUAAUAACGUAUCCACCUCAGGUUAUUUACUGAUGUAAUUCUCGUGAUGUGAACAAAAAAAAGAUAAAACAGUAAGGCCUUACUGUGGCAGCUGGACAGUAGAUUUCUAUUUAGUGUAUAGCAGGUGCUGUAGUCACAUACCUGCAUGCUGCCUCUGCAAAUACAGUGUUUGUACUGUAUACACCACCACUAAGAAGUUUAACUUGGAGUGGCAUUUCUGUCAAUGGUAGUUGUGUUAGCAACACACCUGACUUAUGCAGGCUUUUUAUUAAUACAAAUGAUAUGAAUUAUGCUACAUUUACUUGUGUUUUCAAUGAAGGACCACUUUGAAUGAUUCACUUACAGCAGAGGUGUCAAAAGAGUGUAACGGCGGCAAUUUUCAGGUCAUAGCUCCUUUUUUUUAGUGACCUUGGACAUAAUGUCAGAAAUACUGUUGAGUAUUUAAAAUAAUGUGCUCUCUCACCUGUAACACAAAGCUAAGAUGGGAAUGUUUUAUUCAGAUUGGUAACAGUGUUUCCCAGACUUUCAUUACUUGUUCUCCUCUCCUAAACACAUUAUAAUGGGACUGUCUAUAAAUACAGCUUGGCAUUAUAAUUCUGUACAGCAGGUGGUGGUAUGCAUCGUCACUGAGCUUCUUAGCAUAAGUCAUACACACCUGGUCUGCCAGAGAAUGAGCAAAUAUAUAGCAGGAGGGAUCAGUGUUGCCAACUGAACAACUUUGACACUAUGUUUAGUGAGUAUUCAUCAGACCCCCUUUUUAAUUGUAAUUUGUGUUUCUAAGCAUACUUGUUUUGCUUUUCAUGUUUUUUGCUCACUCUCCUACAGCAUCCGUAUUUAUGCAAAUUAGAUGAUGUUGUCUUCGGACCUUUUGCAGCCCACACGUGUGUUUCUAUUAGGCUGUGGCACAUUCAAAACAUAAAAUGAACACCAAAGCAAUUAGAAUAAUGAUAUUUAACGGUGUAGCACUUCUUCUUCAUCCUUUACCCUUUGCCCUUCACCCUUUGAUAAUAAAGUUUAGACGUCCCUGAUUGAAGUGAUGAUACUAGCCUGCUUCGUUUAAAUAAAAACUCAUGUCAUUACUAGCCCGCCUUAGAAGUGUGGCGUAUUCCUGCACCUUCCUUGCAACUUCAUGAACACUAGAGCCAAAGGUAUUGUUACAACAUUAAGGCGCCAUUGUCACUGUAACCAUGGUUACUGGCCAGUCUACAGUGCCUUGUGAUUCACUUAGUACAAUUUAAAUGAAGAAGUGUUUUUUUUAUUUAUAUUUUUGACGCUGAACAUGGUUGUGAUUUUGCUAUGCAUUUUUCUUCUGUCCAAAGUUUUUUAACCAAGUUUGGAGAUCGGUAUUUUAGUGUCUUAAGUCUACUUUUACUAUCAAGUCCACUUCAUUAUUAAGAGCACUUAAUACCUUUUCUCUAAUCUAUUAAUUUUGUGUCGACUGACAACUCUUUUAAUCAUGUAUUUUAAUUGAUAGGACAUAUGCAUGUGUGUUUUGUCAAAUUGGAUAAAAUAUGCACACCACUGUGAUUUUUGUAAUUGGUUUGAAGUUUUUGAUGUGAAAACAAACUCCUGUAUACGCUUUGAACACAGUUUAGUUCUAAAACAAAAUCGCAACACGAUAUGCUCUGAAAGAUUAUGUGCACCCUUUCCUUUAAUAAAAAAGGCUGGCAACUUAACAAA
Molecule: messenger RNA, 4240 nt
Organism: Nerophis ophidion (straightnose pipefish)
Lineage: Eukaryota; Metazoa; Chordata; Actinopteri; Syngnathiformes; Syngnathidae
Product: S-adenosylhomocysteine hydrolase-like protein 1
Exons: 17
Coding region: 308-1948 (546 amino acids)
Biological process (GO): L-methionine cycle
Cellular component (GO): cytosol
Source: RefSeq, a predicted model, not a curated record